CCUAAGACAGGCCCCGAUCGGGAUUGACCGCCGAGGAUUCCCCGGCUGCGCAACGACUGAGAAUAUGAUGCCGCCCUGACGCUUCACUUGAAGAUCGUGCCAGAGCUCGACCCCAAUUCGAUACCACGCCAAUUGCUCCCAGGAUGGCUGCGAGAGUCUUGCUGCAGCGCCGCGCUUUGGCGACCAUGGCCCUUGGUGGCAUGGCCUUGACGCCUGCCACCGUCCUAGCCGAAGGACCCCAGGACCACAAGAAAAAGUCCAUCUACGACGACCUCGAUCUGCCUUCGGCUAAUCCCGCACCUCUGUCUCCUCCAGUCACCCAGCCUUCGGCACCUAUUCCUACACCUAUCGAUGCGGACCAGCCUAGGCCUCAUGGCCCAACACCUACGGACCGUCUCGCCGUCCAGAUUGGACACGCACGCCUUGCUCUGUACCGUGCCGUCGCCGCGACCGAAGCCAAGCUCAACGAGACCAUGGACUCUGCCUUCGACCUCGAGCAAUCCUUCACAAGCACGCUAGCCUCUCUGGCGCCGGGUCGCGAGACCGGCGAGAAGCUGAUGCCCGGGGCCAUCUACGUCCUCGUGGCGGCCAUGGCCGGCAGCAUCGUCACACGAAACCGCAACAUUGUGCUGCGAGCAACCGUCCCCUUGGCAAUGGGCGUUGGGGCGGGAUGGACGGUGCUGCCAGUGACGAUGCGCAACGUGGCGGAUCUCACGUGGAAGUACGAGCAAAAGGUCCCGGCCGUGGCCGACGCGCACCUGCGCGCGCGCGAGAUCCUGCAAAAGUCGGGCAGCUUCGCCAAGGUGCACAAGGACCUGGGCGCACGGUACGUCGACGAGAAGGUCACCGAUGCACGAGAAAUAGUCGAGGGCUGGGUCAAGCAAGGGAAAUAGCGGGCGUACAAAAUGGCACUGUACCAUCACAUAGAUUCCUAGACAUGUUCUUUUGUAUUGACAUCUGAGCGACCGCUACCGUACGAUUGACGACUGGGCCUGAGCA
Emericellopsis atlantica is the source of this 999-nucleotide messenger RNA. RefSeq names its product apolipo protein O-domain-containing protein. Gene Ontology annotation, biological process: cristae formation. The transcript has 3 exons. NCBI's taxonomy places the organism in Eukaryota, Fungi, Ascomycota, Sordariomycetes, Hypocreales, Bionectriaceae. Gene Ontology annotation, cellular component: MICOS complex; mitochondrial crista junction. The record is from RefSeq and is a predicted model, not a curated record. The coding region runs from base 144 to 893 and encodes 249 amino acids.